GUUGGUCAGUCGUCGUCCCGCGGCCGGCCGCCCCACGCGAGCGAUGCCCGUCCGUUAGCCACUCGCCGCCGCCAUGACCGAUGACAUACCAGAAACGGGUGCGGUGUUCACAUUCGGCAAGUCGCACUUCGCCGACAACGAGCCGAGCCACUUCUUCAUCAAGAACGAUCCCAUCGUCGCGAUCUCCUGCGGCGAUGAGCAUAGUGCUGUCAUUUGUCAGAAUGGGAGGGUAUUCGUAUUCGGCGGGAACGCGUGGGGGCAGCUGGGGCUCGGCCACAAGGACGAGGUGACGCGGCCCAGCUGCGUCAAGUGGCUCAAGCCGCACCGCGUCAUGUUCGUGGCCUGUGGCCGCGCGCACACCGUGUUCGUCACAGACAACAGCGCAGUGUACUCCGUGGGCUGCAACGACGAGGGUCAGCUGGGCACCGGCGACAUGGAGCACCACUCCGUGCCUCAGUGCGUGGAGCUGGACGCCGAGUCCGCCCGCGUGCGCCAGGUGUCUGCCGGCAGCAACCACUCUGCCAUCCUCACGGAUUCGGGGCGCGUAUUCGUAUGCGGCUCCAACACGGAGGGGCAGUUGGGGCUGGGCGAGGACACGCGCUCGUGUGUGCGCUUCACCGAGCUCAACUUCGUGGAGAAGAUCGCCUUCGUCGAGUGCGGCUACUACCACACCGUCUUUAUUACCACUCAAGGAGCGGUGUUCGUCACGGGUGACAACGAGAAUGGAAAACUUGGCAUAAAGAAUCCUGCGACCACCGUGUACGUGCCUGAGGUGCUGCCCAUAGAUAUUCCUAUAAAAAGUGCCUGUUGUGGAGCCUCUCAUACCUUCCUGUUGUCUAUGGAUGAGAGCAAGAUCCUGGCCUUCGGGUCCAAUGAGAAGGGACAGCUGGGAAUGCCACGAGAGGUGGAGAAUGUCACGGAGCCAGCUGAGAUUGACAUGGAACAGAUGUUCGACGGAUAUCAGCUCAAGCUUGUCGCUUGCGGCGCUAUGCACACUGCCUUUGUUACAGACAACGGGCUGCUCUACACCUGCGGCGAGUCGCGCCACAAUAAACUCUGUUUGGAGGAAAUCGACGACGCCGACAACGCUAAUGAGGCUGUCCCCAAUCAAUACUCGCCGAAGCGGGUCACCGCUAUGAAUGGCUUCGUCGUCGACAACGUAGCCUGCGGCGGCUGCCACACGCUGCUCACCGCCACCAAGGGCUCCAACGCAGACUUCACCAACAACGACUUCAGCAUCGUCACCGAGGAGAAACUGCAAACGUCCAUCACGGAACUGCCACCCCUACAGAAAAUACCCGCGAUGAGCAAACACGAGGAGCCGUUCACGAUCGAGGACGUCACGAACUCGAAUAUUGACGAGCAUGUAACUGCAGACAACGUGAAUGGAAACGCGAGCGAGGAGAUCGGAUCGAUCGACUCACUGGAGGCGAACGUCAGCGGCUCCCACAUAGUAAAUAUAAACGACCUUGAGAACGAAAACGUAACCCCGCACGACAUCCCCGACGUAAACAAAGAUGAUAUUGCCCCGUCUUCCCCGACAUUAAAAACCACCGUGAAGGACGCGAUGCAUAACAUACAGGCGAUGGUUGGAAAAACUGAAGAAAAAAUACAAGAAACCGUUCAAGUUAUCAAAGAUGAGGUGACAGGAAAAGUGGAAGUUGUGGAAAACAUAAUAAAAACAACCACUACAAUAGAGCCCAUAGUGCACCACGAUGAAAUUAAAUCACUAGGAGUGCCAGAAAAAAUUGCAGAAAUUGCUAAUUCGCCGCCUCCAAAGUCUCCUUUGCUUCAAGAUUUAUUACAUGUUCCUGAUCUAUCGCAGAUGAGCCCGGUUCUGAGUAAACAUAGCGAUGAUGGGCAGAAAAGUGAAGGUGGGCAGUCAGAAAACGAAACGAUCCCCUGCGGGUCGGAUAAGUCUAGCCCGCAGGCCGGCAAGACCAAGACGCAGGCUGUGAUGCCCAUCGUGAGGAGCGAGGACGCCAUAGACGCUCACGACGGGCUCAACGAAGAAACCGACGUCGUGGUUGGUAAAGAAAAGGGUAGAUUUGCUCGAAUGUUUCAAUCAAUAAAGGACAAAGAAAAUUCCUGCAUCGGCAAAGGAAAGGUUAUCGAGGAUCACGUUGUUGAAAAUGUACACAAAGGCAUAGAUGGAGCUGAAGAUACUGUCCACAAAAUAGAAGAGACGAUAGAGACAGAAGUGAGGAAUCAAACUAACUCUCGAACUUGCACCAUAUUAUAAGUAAUUAAUUAUUCGUCUUCUUGUUCGUUUAGCUUAAAAAUAAAGUUUAUAUUAUUGCUAUCCUUGUUUAUUA
Messenger RNA from Ostrinia furnacalis (Asian corn borer), 2315 nucleotides. RefSeq names its product protein pim1. Gene Ontology annotation, molecular function: guanyl-nucleotide exchange factor activity. Lineage: Eukaryota; Metazoa; Arthropoda; Insecta; Lepidoptera; Crambidae. The record is from RefSeq and is a predicted model, not a curated record. The coding region runs from base 74 to 2242 and encodes 722 amino acids. The transcript is spliced from 8 exons. Gene Ontology annotation, cellular component: cytoplasm.